This is a messenger RNA of Aspergillus oryzae RIB40, 549 nucleotides long. RefSeq lists its product as uncharacterized. Bases 1 to 549 code for a protein of 182 amino acids. The transcript has a single exon. Lineage: Eukaryota; Fungi; Ascomycota; Eurotiomycetes; Eurotiales; Aspergillaceae. The record is from RefSeq and is a predicted model, not a curated record.
AUGGCUUGCCAUUACCAGAAGCUGUUAUGGGUAGCUCUCACCCUUGGGGUGUCUGUUUCUGCUCUUCCAGGUUCAUCAAAGGCUACUCGAGCCGAUGGAAGCCCAUCGCCACCCGUGGCUACCAUAAAGUCGAAUAAUGCGCAGACAGAAACCGUAUUCGUCGGUCGUUCUCUGCCCGAAUUCGACCAGGAGUUAUUCCUCGGCAUCAAAUACGCAGAUAAGCCCGUCCGGUUUACCCCGUCAUCCCUGAAGACAAGCUAUACUGCCGAUGACAGCGACUCUGGGGCAUACACGGCCUCUAUGGAUGACUUGAACAUAUCUCAAGAAGCAGUACUUUACAAUGCUACAGAAUACGGCUAUGAAUGCCCCGGAUAUGGGUCCGACGAGACCAAACUGGUCGAUAUGGGCUUAAUACAACUCAAUGAAGAUUGCCAUAAUCUGAACAUUAUCAGACCUAAGCUACAUCCUAAUGAGACCCAGCUGCUCCCGGUCAUGUUAUGGAUUUUCGGAGGUGGAUGGCAACAGGGCGCAACGGCGGAUCCAAGGUAA